CCCAGCCAGACCCUGGAGGAAAUGAAGAGGCUCUCAAGGGAGGGGCGAGGGAAAGAGGUUGGGGUAGGGUGGAGCACAGCCUGCAGUGAUAGCAGCUGCGUCUUCAACAUGGAUGGCUCCUCCUGCCGCUGCUGCUCACCCUGGAGACAGGUUUCUGUGAAGGAAUAAAAAGAUGGAGGAAAAUAGGAGUUCCAGCUUCCAGGGGUCCUGUGUUUGCCAGCUGCUGCAAAACACAUCUGAGAAGCUCUGUUUCCAGCUAACGGGGACCACCUGUCCCAGGAACCUCAGUACCUGGGAUAAGAACCUCCUGAGUGGACCUCUUGUCAAAAUGAAUUGGACCAACUGUAGUUUCCAGGACUCCAGAGCCAGCAAUGCCUACCUGAACAACACCACACCAUUGCCCUGCUUGGGCACUGUUCUGGAUGCUGAUAAGUUCAAGAUUAAGGCGCUGGUGCAUUCAGUGUCUGAGAACAGCACCACCCUGACACUAGGGACUACACCUAAAGAAGUUGACAGCUUCAACACAGCAGCCGCAGCCAUUUCUGGCUCCAUUGGUGUCGUGGCCAUCAUCUUGCUCCUAGUGGGUCUCUUGUCCAUGACCCUGAAGAAAUGGAGGCGCGAGAGACUUUUUAAGAAACAACUGAGGCAUCAGACCAACUUUCUUCACAAAUCCUCGGAGCCUUCCUGCCAUGUUGAUGCCAUAUAUUCCAACGUGAUCAACCUGGCCCCCUGGAAGGAGGAUGACUUUGCUGUCUACGCCAACAUGCCCCCUUUUGAUUACCCCAGGAGGACAACACCACACCAAGUGGAAUAUGCCUCCAUUGUAUUCUACUGAUGGCAAGCUGAUGAGAUGCUCCAGAGUGGAGAGUCAGACCUGUGGCCCGGCUGGAUCCUGACACAGCUUUCGCUUUAGAUGUGUGUGUGUGUGUGUGUUUUAAAAAGUAUAUA
Molecule: messenger RNA, 948 nt
Organism: Phyllostomus hastatus (greater spear-nosed bat)
Lineage: Eukaryota; Metazoa; Chordata; Mammalia; Chiroptera; Phyllostomidae
Exons: 7
Coding region: 173-835 (220 amino acids)
Source: RefSeq, a predicted model, not a curated record